GUUUCACAAACUUGCUUCUAGCAUCCUUUCCUUGAAGGAGAUGGAGUCAGGGAAGAUAGAUGACAGUGUCAUUUGUGAUUUGCGGAAAAGGUUGUUGACAGAGUUGGAAACGUUGCUUCCUCCGCCGAUAGUGCUUCCUGAAAGAAGAUUGGAACAUCUGGCUGAAACUGCAAUUACAGCCCAGAUUGAUUCAUGUUUGUAUCAUAACUCAUUGGAUGACGUAUCGCUUUAUGAGGAUCAUUGCUGUGGUAGAGACCAGAUCCCGACCGAAACUGUUCAGAUCUUGACUGGACAUAGAAAUGAAGUAUGGUUUGUUCAAUUUUCCAACAAUGGGAAGUACUUAGCGUCGUCAUCAAGUGAUUGCACAGCCAUCAUAUGGAAGGUGCUGGAGGAUGGUAAGCUUAUCUUGAAACACACACUUGGAAGCCACCAAAACCCUGUAUCUUUUGUGGCAUGGAGCCCAGAUGAUACUAAGUUGCUCACUUGUGGAAAUAUGGAAGUCCUAAAGCUCUGGGAUGUGGAAACAGGUUCAUGCAAGCACACAUUUGGGGACCAAGGCUUUACUGUCAGUUCAUGUGCUUGGUUCCCCGACUCCAAGCAACUUGUCUGUGGCAGUUCUGAUCCUGAAAAGGGCAUCUUCAUGUGGGACUGUGAUGGGAAAGAGAUCAAAUCUUGGAAAGGCACAAGGAUGCCUAAGGUGUUGGAUCUAGCUGUGACACCUGACGGGGAAAACCUUAUCAGUGUAUUAAGUGAGAAAGAAAUUCUGAUAUUAAAUAUGGGGACAAAUGCCGAGCGAGUCAUCUUAGAGAAGCAUCCAAUCACAUCACUUACAGUUUCCAGAGAUAGUAAGUUCUUUUUGGUCAACCUAAAUAGUCAAGAAAUCCAUUUGUGGGAUGUUGCUGGAAAAUUGGAAAAGCCAUUCAAAUAUACGGGUCACAAGCAAAACAAAUAUGUGAUACGUUCAUGCUUUGGUGGGCUGUAUGGUUCAUUUAUUGCCAGCGGUAGUGAGAAUUCACAGAUCUACAUAUGGAAUCGCAGGAAUUCUACGCCAAUUGAGGUUUUACGUGGUCAUUCAAUGACUGUGAACUGUGUGAGUUGGAAUCCCAAAAGACAUCAAAUGUUGGCUUCAGCCAGCGAUGAUCACACAAUCCGUAUUUGGGGACCCAGCAAAUCCAGUAAAAUAUAGCAUGAAAUAUGAAAAGCAGAACAGUUUUCUUUUUGCUCUUUUUUCGGCAGAAGAAAACAGACAAAAAUUUGAAGCUCUGUAUAUAUUGUUUCUGUCCUUCUCUACUUGUUAUUUAUUUGAAAAACAAUUUGCAAAUUAGUGGCUCUUGCUAGUUUUUGCCACAUUCCAAUUUUGGCAGAAGCUCUUUUUCUGUAUGUUAUAAAUUUUGAGAUGCUUUGCUGUGGUAGCUGUUUAGAUGCAAUUUAGUUGGACAAUGUACAUUUCUUGACUUGGAGCUUGGGAGAGACAGUCAUGUAUUGUUAAGUGGAAAGAAAUUUGAUUCUUUAUUUUUGUA
Messenger RNA from Carica papaya (papaya), 1520 nucleotides. Its product is annotated as transducin family protein / WD-40 repeat family protein. The record is from RefSeq and is a predicted model, not a curated record. NCBI's taxonomy places the organism in Eukaryota, Viridiplantae, Streptophyta, Magnoliopsida, Brassicales, Caricaceae. Gene Ontology annotation, molecular function: protein binding.